UAACUACAGGCACAAGCAGAAAUACCCUCUCCUCAUGCAGCACUGGAAAAUACAAUAACGACACACCUGUUCUGCCUCCACAUUCCUACAAUGAACUGUGGAAAAUAACAAAUUGUUUUUCUGGUGGAGACAGCUGACAGAGAGAAUAAUGGCCGGCGGUUCUGAGAGUAAACAAGAAGAAGAGGCACUUGGCAACCUAAUUGUUCAUUUCCAGAGCUACUUGCAUGGAGGAACCUCCAGCUUGCUGUCCACCCUUCCCACCCUUAUCGUCUUUCCUGUCUAUAAGACUGUUUUUCGUCAACAAAUCCACAACGCCUCAGUUCACAAGGCAGUGGCACAGCUCUAUAGAGAGGGCCCUGUGAAGCUCUAUAGGGGUGUGGCUCCACCGUUAGUGAUGAGGACGCUGAACGGCACGCUGCUCUUUGGCCUCCAGGAUACACUCCUCCGACAGCUCCCUCUGUCAUCCCACAAUGUCAUCUCUACCAAGGCCCUUCCUGCUCUGGCGGGGUUUGGGGCAGGUCUUGUAGAAGCCGUGGUUUUUACGCCCUUUGAGCGCGUUCAGAAUGUGCUGCAGAACAGCCAGAAUGACAGUCGUCUACCCUCGUUCAAGAGCGUCCUUCUAAGGCUAAAGGCAGAGGGGAUAGCUUUAGGCUACUACAGAGCCUUCCUGCCCAUUGCAGCCCGCAACGCCUUCGGCAGUUCCCUCUACUUUGGACUGAAGGGGCCUGUGUGUGUUGCUGUGGCAGAGCAGGGGCUCUCACCAAUAGCCUCCUCUUUCAUCUCAGGAGCAGUGAUAUCAAUGGCAGUCAGCUUGACUCUGUACCCACUCUCUGUGCUUGUGGCAAACAUGCAGGCACAAGUAGGUGGGGACGUUAAAGGGGUCAUAGCAUGCUGGGCUCUGCUCUGGAAAUCUCGUAAUCGGAGUUUGGCGUUACUGUAUCGAGGAGGUUCCAUGGUUAUCCUGAGGUCGUGCAUCACUUGGGGACUCACCACUGCCAUUUAUGACAGGCAGGAGAAACGAUCAGGCUGAAGAUACGUGCUCCAGACAUUUUUCGAUACGCUAGUAUCCACAAAAGUUCAUUCAAUUUUGAUAUUGUUUACAGGAGACAUUUUGAUUUAUAACCACAAGAAAAAACAGUAUUGAUAAGCCUUUAUAGUGCGGGAAUGAGCUAGCACAAACAAUUCUGGUACUCUGAAACCAUAAUUUAACUAUCAUUCAAUAUAUUACUUCCACCUACGCUUCUCUGAUGUUUACAGCAGUGAGUGUCUUCAGUGAAGAAAAUGCAGUCAUACUAACAAGCUAAUUUUGUGUGUCAAAAUGUGCUACCAAGCUGACAGCACCACUGCUUCUGGUCUCAGAGAUGGGUUUGAAUAGCUCUCCUUUGAUGAAGUUGUCAGUCACAUAUGCCUUGAAUUUUUAUUGUUUUGUAAGGAAAGUAAUUUUCGUUAUCAUGAUUAAGACUCAGAAAACAAGAAAUGCUGUAAGCCAGCCAGGCUUAAAGAACAGAUGCCAUAAUAUAGUCAGAAACACAGAUUAGUUUUCUAUUUCCUGAGAAUUAGGUUAUCUCAAUACUCAUCACGUUGGUUGCUUUGUGCACUGCCGGUAAUGUCAUCACACAGCCACAAUGUAGUUCUGCAGGGGCAGUCCAAGAUUUUUUGGGGCCUAAAGCAGAAUUUGAUUUGGGGCCCACCAACCACCCACUUCAGCGCAGCCACAAUUAUCCAUGAAUUGUCCAUGUUUGAUCAUUUGUCAUAUACAUAUACAUAAUCAUGCCUUUCUAGUGUAGUGGAAAGAAAUAAACCAAGUUAACUUUUGUAAAUUCAAAACAGCUGACUGUUCAUACUGUUUUUAAAAUGUGCAGAAUGGCAGAAAAGUAUGUUAAUUCAUAAACAUACCUUUAUCCCAAUGCUUCCCCCUCCUUUUUUUUUUAACAUAUUUGCUGUGGUCUACUUUGAAACACUUAUAGUGGACAUGACAGUGAAAGUGAUCAAACCAGUAGCAUUAACCUGUCAUUUUGUUAAUAUAUGUAUCAAAAAUAUUUAGCUUUCUCUUUCAUGAAUACAACUUAUAUAUCACAAAAAUUUGACAUUUAUUAACCUGCAUUGUGUGACAUUUCAAAUGCUCUCGGGGGCCCCCUGCUGGUGAGGGAGCCCGCAACCAGCUGCUUAGUCUGCUUAUGCUUGUCCUGCUUAAAAAAAGGUCACUCCCUCUUUCUAUGCUGUUAUAAGGUCAUUUACAACAAGCGAGUUGUUAGUAUCAGCCAGGUACACCUUGAACACGCACACCCAUUGACAAAAGUGCAAACUGCAGGUCGUGAGGUAUUAUUAUUAUUAUGUGUUAUGAAACAGGUUUUCUGUGCACGGAGGGAGUUAUGUUGUAGUUCUGUGUAAAACACUGUGGCAUUAUACUGAAUUAUAUUCAGUCUUACACUUUUUAAUGUAAUCUGUUAUUUCCUCAGCACUGUCAGUCUUUCUGUAGCCAGUGAUUGAAGGUAAUAAUCAUUGUUGUUUUACUUUUUAAAAAGUUGAUUUGAAUGUUUUUUGUUUGUGUGAAAUGUCAUUUUUAUUCUGGGCAUUUUAUGUGCUAAAGAGGACAACCUACUGUGACUCAUUAACUCACCUGUUCUUUUAAUUUUUUUUUAAAAUGAUCCUUUUAUACUGAUCCUUAGCAUAAGACCCCACAAAUCUAUGUGCUGUUUACA
This is a messenger RNA of Pelmatolapia mariae (spotted tilapia), 2702 nucleotides long. Its product is annotated as solute carrier family 25 member 53-like. The record is from RefSeq and is a predicted model, not a curated record. Gene Ontology annotation, cellular component: mitochondrion. The transcript has 2 exons. Bases 149 to 1030 code for a protein of 293 amino acids. Lineage: Eukaryota; Metazoa; Chordata; Actinopteri; Cichliformes; Cichlidae. Gene Ontology annotation, molecular function: NAD transmembrane transporter activity.